GCAGGACUGAGCGGAGACCAGCGGCAACAUGAGGCUGAUCUGAGAGUCAAACAUCUCACCUGAACGUCAGCAUGUCAGCUCCUCAUCGUGGUCUUUCCAGGGACUCGAUGAACACAGAGUGAAAGUUUAGUGAAAUAAGGUCUUACAUAAGGUCAAAGAUGAGCUCACCUCAAGAAGUGCUCCUGGGAAUUCUGGAGGAUAUGAGACAUGAAGACUUUGAAAAGUUCAAGUGGUAUUUGUGGCAAGAUGGAGUCCUUGAAGAGUUCACACCAAUCCCAAUGAGUAAACUGGAGACAUCGGACAGGAAAGGCACAGUGGAUGAGAUGCGCCAGGCCUACAGCAAUCAAAUUCUUGACGUCACAGAAAUGGUUUUAGAGAGAAUGAAAAUGAUGGGCAUAUGGGAGAAACACUCCAAAAACAUCUCAGAAACUGGAGGGAAAGAUUGCUCUCAAAUGGUUUGUUUGUCAGCAACAUCUAAGAGGUGUCACAAGAAACUCAAGUCCAACCUGAAGAGGAGGUUCCAAUGUGUGUUUGAGGGAGUCGCGAUACAAGGAAGGCCGACCCUCCUGAACCAGAUCUACACAGAGCUCCACAUCACAGAGGGAGGGGCUGCAGAGGUCAAUCAGGAACAUGAGGUCAGACAGAUUGAAACAGCAUCCACAACAGCAGACAGAGCAGAAACAAGCAUCAGACCAGGAGACAUCUUUAAAGGCCCACCUGGAAGAUCUCAACCAAUCAGAACAGUGCUGACAAAGGGAGUGGCUGGCAUUGGGAAAACAGUCCUGACACAGAAGUUCACUCUGGACUGGGCUGAAGACAAAGACAACCAGGACGUCCACUUCAUAUUUCCAUUCACCUUCAGAGAGCUGAAUGUAGUGAAGGAGGAGAAGUUCAGCUUGGUGGAACUUGUUCAUCACUUCUUCACUGAAACAGAAGAAGCAGGAAUCUGCAGCUUCGAAGAAUUCCAGGUGAUCUUCAUCUUUGAUGGUCUGGAUGAGUGUCGACUCCCUCUGGACUUCCACAAGACUAAGUUCCUGACUGACAUUAGAAAGUCCACUUCAGUGGAUGUUCUGCUGACAAGCCUCAUCAGGGGGAGACUGCUUCCCUCUGCUCGCCUCUGGAUCACCACACGACCUGCAGCAGCCAAUCAGAUCCCUGCUGACUGUGUGGACAUGGUGACAGAGGUCCGAGGGUUCACCGACCCCCAGAAGGAGGAGUACUUCAGGAGGAGGUUCAGAGAGGAGGAGCAGGCCAGCAGGAUCAUCUCCCACAUCAAGACCUCCCGAAGCCUCCACAUCAUGUGCCACAUCCCGGUCUUCUGCUGGAUCACUGCUGAAGUUCUGGAGGAGGAGCUGAAAAGCAGAGAGGGAGGAGAGCUGCCCAAGACCCUGACUGAGGUGUACAUCCGCCACCUGGUGGUCCAGGCUGAAAGAAACAAGGUCAAAUAUGAUGACAAUACUGCCUCACGUGAAACCUGGAGUCCAGAGAGCAAGAAGAUGACAGAGUCUCUGGGAAAACUGGCUUUUGAUCAUCUGGAUGAAGGAAACCUGAUCUUCUAUGACCGUGACCUGAAAAAGUCUGGCAUUGACCUUGAGGUAGCCUUAAAGUAUUCAGGAAUGUUCACAAAGAUCUUUAAAAAGGAGAAAGGCCUCCAGACGUCUGUGUUCUGCUUCAUCCAUCUGAGCCUUCAGGAGUUUCUGGCUGCUCUUCAUGUCCAUCAGACCUUCAUCAACUCUGGAAUCAACCUGAUGAAAAAGAAACCUAAACUCCACCGUCUCCAUCAGACAGCAGUGGACGAGGCCUUGAAGAGUCCAAAUGGACACCUGGACUUGUUCCUCCGCUUCCUCCUGGGUCUUUCACUGGAGACCAAUCAGAGUCCAAUUCAAGAUCUGCUGACACAGACAGGAAGUAGCUCACAGUCCAAUCAGAAAACAGUCCAGUACAUCAAGGAGAAGCUGAGUGAGAGUCUGUCUGCAGAGAGAAGUAUCAAUCUGCUCCACUGUCUGAAUGAACUGAAUGAUGGUUCUCUGGUGGAGGAGAUCCAACAGUCCCUGAGAUCAGGACGUCUCUCCACAGAUGAACUGUCUCCUGCUCAGUGGUCAGCUCUGGUCUUUAUCUUACUGUCAUCAGAAGAAGAUCUGAAGGAGUUUGACCUGAAGAAAUACUCUGCUUCAGAGGAGGCUCUUCUGAAGCUGCUGCCAGUGGUUGAAGCCUCCAGCAAAGCUCUGCUGAGCGGCUGUGGUCUGUCAGAGAGAAGCUGUGGAGCUCUGUCCUCACUUCUCAGCUCUCAGUCCUCCAGUCUGACACAUCUGGACCUGAGUAACAACGACCUGCAGGAUUCAGGAGUGAAGUGUCUGUCUCUUGGACUGGAGAGUCCUCACUGUAAACUGGAAGCUCUCAGUCUGUCAGGGUGUCUGGUCUCAGAGGAAGGCUGUGCUUCUCUGGUCUCAGCUGUGAGAUCCAAGUCCUCCCAUCUGAGAGAGCUGGACCUGAGCUACAACCAUCCAGGAGACUCAGGAGUGAAGGAGCUGUCAGCGGCAGUGGAGGAUCCACACUGCUCACUGGAGACUCUCAGGAGCGACGGAGGCCUCUUUAACCUGGCACGCCUCAAAGCAAAGACUAAGGUACGGAGCGUUCUCAUCAGGGAGCUGCUCUUUGCUGAUGAUGCUGGUCUUGCCGCCCACACUGAGGAAGCGCUCCAGCGUCUCAUAAAUUGCUUUGCUGAUGCCUGCUCUGAGUUUGGCCUCACCAUCAGCCUCAAAAAGACCAAGGUCAUGGGUCAGGAUGUCAGUAGUGCUCCCAGCAUUAACAUCGGCGACCACACCCUUGAGGUAGUGGACAAGUUCACCUACCUCGGUUCGAUCAUCUCCAGUAACCUUUCCCAUGAUGCUGAACUGGACACGCGCAUUGGCAAGGCAUCGACAGUGAUGGCCCGCCUGGCGAAGCGUGUCUGGGACAACUCCAUGCUAACCACCAACACCAAGAUAAAAGUCUACCAGGCCUGCGUACUGAGCACUCUCUUAUACGGCAGCGAAACAUGGACCCUCUACUCCUGUCAGGAACGUCGGCUGAAUGCUUUCCACCAGCGCUGCCUUCGCAGACUACUGGGCAUCAGCUGGCAAGACCGUGUCUCCAAUAUUGACGUCCUGGCCAGAGCAGAAGUUCCCAGUAUGUUUGCCAUCCUGACCCAGAGACGCUUGCGAUGGCUUGGCCACGUCACCCGAAUGAACAACGGCCGCAUCCCAAAAGACCUACUGUACGGGGAACUGGCUACUGGAAACAGGUCAAAGGGACGACCAGCUCUCAGGUUCAAGGAUGUCUGCAAGCGUGACCUUAAAGCUGGAGGCUUCAACCCUUCUGACCUGGAGUCAGCCACGUCCGAACGCUCUGAUUGGCGGACCACCAGCAAGGAUUCGGUGAAAUACGGUGAUCUUGGUGGGGAGAUCGAAGCCGUCGCUCUGAUCUCGCUCGGGUUCUCUGCGUCCAGAAGAACCCUGGGCUAUUGGAGGGAUCCACGUGGAGGAAAAGAGGCGUCCAGUUCUCCGGUCCGGGCCCUCAGUUGGUUCUUGGUCAGCUGCGGGGGGAGGGGAGUCCCUGCCGUUCUGCUCCGCUGGGAAAAAGGGGCUUCACCGGUGAAGGAGGGGAGAUGGUUACGAAAUGUCCUGGCCAGCGGGGUCAGUUCGAGUCAAACAUCUCACCUGAACGUCAGCAUGUCAGCUCCUCAUCGUGGUCUUUCCAGGGACUUGAUGAACACAGAGUGA
Molecule: messenger RNA, 3761 nt
Organism: Salarias fasciatus (jewelled blenny)
Lineage: Eukaryota; Metazoa; Chordata; Actinopteri; Blenniiformes; Blenniidae
Product: NLR family CARD domain-containing protein 3-like
Exons: 9
Coding region: 159-3761 (1200 amino acids)
Molecular function (GO): protein binding
Source: RefSeq, a predicted model, not a curated record